CAGGCGCAUGUCAGGUACUCAUGUAUAUUUCGUCCGGUUUCAUUUUGUUCGUGUUGUGCAUAAACUACUGUUUAAUCGCGUGUAUCAAGAAUAAACGACGAUUGAAGUGCGUGACUUGACGAUCGAGACGAAGGGAAAGGACAAUAUGAGUGAGAUGACGAGUGCCGUUGAAACGCAGCAACAACAGCAACAGUACGUAGGCGGUAGUUCGAAUGCGGAGCAUCACUGCAAGGAUUGCGGUCUAAACUUCGAGAGCGAGAAGAGCCUGGAGGUGCAUCUGCGUUAUCAUCAAGAAAAUUUAUUAAAUCAAUGGGCCAAUAAGACACAGCAGGAAGAGAGCAAUAAUAACCAUAGCAAGACUGGUAAUCAUAAUAGUCACGUGAGCCGGGACAACGUGCCGGCGGACACAAGUGAACCAUCAUCGAUGUCGCCCUCUCAAGAUUUAACAUCCUCGCAACAAACACAGCAGCAGCAGCAAUCACAACCUCAGCAACAGUCUGCUAUACUUAUAUGUUCGCCGUACGAUUUUCGAACUCCAAUGUAUGGCGAGGGCAGCUACUUCAUGCAGAACGAUCAAAGUUUCGUCUUGCCUCAUCAUUUUUCGCCAUCACAGGAAGACGGCCAGAAUAACAGCAAUCGCGAUGGUGGUUAUCGCUAUCAUCCGUAUCAACAUCAGCAAUUAUAUCCCUCAGAUCGCACGACUUCUAACUCUACCAGUCCGCAAAGCCCGCCUUUUCACUGUGACAAGUGCGGCGCAGUGUAUGAGGACACGAAUCAAUUAGGUGAGCACAUGAGAACGAAUCAUUUGGACUCGCCUACCGCGUAUCCAUCCGCUCCUCAGUAUCAGCAACUGGGCAAUAGUCCUCAACAGCAAGGCCAGCAGAUGCACUCGUCGCCACCUCUCUCGAAUCAACCGCAACAAUCUGGUUACGAUUAUAACGGGGGACAGACGAUCAAGUCCGAGAUGAAGCAGGAACAGCCUGAAGAGCAAGCUGAGAUCCUUGAUUUGGAUUCUCAUAAGGUACACAGAGGAGGAUACGAAGAGGAGAUAAUGAGAUUGCAGCAGCAGCAGCAACAACAGCAGCAACAGCAGCAACAACAAGGACUUCAGAUGCAGAUGCAUCAUCAACAGGUGAUGCAACAACAACAGUCGCAGAGAAUAGAAUCGCUUUCGGUAAGUUCUAUGUUGAACUGGCAAACUAUGACUCAUGAUUAUGCUGGACACCCGACAAUGGGUUCCAUAAACAAUGUUCCACCUAUCGCUGAUCAGGAUCAAUACAUGCGCGGUCAACAUAUGCCUGUGGAGCAUGGGCAUCAGGGUUCACCGAUACUCACGAGCACGCAACCGAUACCGAGUCAUCAGAUAUCGGCUGGUUUCGUGCAGCAAACACCGAAAGCGCCGCCGUUGGCGAAUCAAUCUUGGAAAAGCAACGAGCCACGCCGUCCAAAAACAUACAAUUGCACUGCGUGCAACAAGUGGUUUACAAGUUCAGGGCAUCUGAAGAGACAUUACAACACUACGCUCCACAAGAAUGCUGUCAAGAAUGGAAAGGAACCUGAUCCAGCAACUCUACCGGUCACCACUCAUCAUCAUCCCAAUAGAGAGAAUAGCGCUGGUCACUCAACGAGCGGUAGGGGCGGUUGCGCUCCCUCGCGAUCUCCACCGGACUCUUCGCGGAGUCCCCCAAACUUGAUGGCAGGUCCCUCGGGCGAGGCGACGGGGGGCCUGCUUCACACGCCCACCACGCUCUGCAACAACAAUUCCAGCAGCAACAGCAGCAGCGAAUCUUUAGCGGUCCUGGUGCAGCAGCAGCAGCCGCAAUUGAUCCCUCUAGGAAUAAUCAAUACCCCGGUGUCAUCGGCGAGGCACCAUCAGCAACAAAUGGGUACUGCGCCUCACCAACUGGGCCUCCAGCAGCAGCAGCAACUUCACCUGCCAACGGGUUCGUCGGGCCAGCCGGUGCAUCAUUCCACGACUUCGCCCACCAUGCCCCCACCGGCGGCAUCGCACAUGAAUUGCCCUUCACCAAUGGAUUCAUCAUCCCACCCGGUUCAUCACAUGAACUCGCCGCCCGGCUCGGGCCAUCCAGCAAUGACUUCGUCCACGGUGAUGGGGGGUACUACGAUGCCUCCUCAGCCGUACCCAAACGCCUUGCCCCCCCACGUUACAAUUACUACCAACAUCCCGGCGGUCCCACUGGAAUCUACCCAAGCACAUACCACCAUACAGCUAGUUACUAUUGGUAACGACCAAAACAAGCAGUCACUACGUCGCUUGUUGCCCGGUUUUAAUACCAUCAUGCCGAAUUUCUCGGAAUUUGAAUUCGUCGUAGAUCAAAGCCAGACACAGACCGUUAACGUGGGGGGGCUAAAUGUGGAGGAGAUCGCUCCUCAAGAGUCCUUCGAAGCUUCAACAUCGACUUAUGACCCAUACUCGCCAACGCGUUACAAGUCGUUAAAUAAUAUAGACAUGACGAUGUUGCAAACAAAUGAAAGCAAUAUGAUGCAGCAAGAUCAAUCAGAUAUAGAAAUUAUGAGAUAUGAAUUCGAACGAAAAAUUGAUAUGCAGAAUAACAAUCAUCUAACGCAGGUAAGACAAGCAAAAGAGGAUUUGGAUCCAAAUAUCGGCUUGCAGUUAAAGAAAGAGCGUAAAAGCAAAGGUAAUACAAAUAAGCAAAAUGUCACCACCAUCAGUAGUAGUCAUUAUAUCUCGCAAGACGGCGUCUACAAGUGUCUCGAAUGCAAUAAGAAUUUCAACAAGCCCUGCUAUUUGACACAGCACAACAAGAGCUUUCAUUCGGGCAUUAGACCGUUUAAAUGCCAGCAGUGCGGCAAACGGUUUUCAAACGAAGAGAGAAACAAAAAGCAUUCGGAAAUGCACGCGUUGGCCAGAAAACAUCAAUGCGACACGUGCCCAAAGGUGUUCGCUCAUAAAACUGAUCUUAAACGGCACAUUUGCAUCCACACUGGUACAAGGCCGUUUAAAUGUGAUACUUGCGGCAAGGGAUUCAUCAGACACGAUCACAUGAGGAAACAUAAGGAAACACAUAACAAAAAAACGCGGGUAAACAAUCAACGGCAAGCCGCUCAGCGACUCAGUAAUUCACGAUACAAUGCUCAACGAGGCAACGCUCAACGGCCCAACAAUGUUCAACGGGUCAACGUUCAACGGUUGCAAUUCAGUAUCAACUGCAUGAAGUUAUAAAGACAUGUCCUUGGGAUGUCUACGUUCGAUUGGAUUGUCGGAUGCGCAACCUCGAGAUCGUCCUAAUAACAAAACGCGAGACUACGAAUUCUAAGUGAGAAAUCAAUCAACGAGCUGCGUGGCGGCUGCUAUUAUAUCUCGCCGCGAAAAAUUCACGAGCAACCGACGAUGUAUCGUCUUAUGAGUGUGACAAUCGAGAUCCACGAAAUGUGACAUGUUUGCUUAAAUGCAUAUCCUGAGCGCGCAUUUAACGCUGAAUGCGACCGAAUCAUAUUUGUCCGAUACAAAAGAGAUGAAGCUUAGUAUAAAAAGACAAGGUGGCAAUCCUCGGACGGCCACAUUCCAGCGAUACUUGCGCGAUACAAUCACGAGUCUUACGUGUCUCGCAGAGGUGAAAUCAUUCCGAAAAGAUGAAAGAAAAAAAAUCGGCAAUUGUCCAAGAUUGCCGAAUCGCAAUACUUGUUAGCUCAUUGCCGAUCGGCAACAUCGGGGAAGCCAUCCAGCCGCAAGUCGCGGUUUGCGCGCGCAUUUCUCGUAUAAAAAUACAAUUAACUCUGUAACUACUAGCCCUUUCGAGAGGAGCACACUGCCGCCACGAGACAAAUUCAAAGGGAAUUAAGAAGCGAGGGAAGCCAUGAAAUAAAGAGCUCGAGCGGAUCUCGAUCAUGCAAACCGCGUAGAUUUGUAUACGGGUGCGUCCGCACUCGUGCACCCGUACUGCGCCGAUUACGUAUAUGACGAACGCCAUACACAAGUACCUCAUGAUACAAAACACAUGUACAAAUGUUCAUACGUUUUCAAAAUAAUAUUAGCUAAUUAAUAAAUAAUGAGUAUCCA
This is a messenger RNA of Mycetomoellerius zeteki, 4042 nucleotides long. Its product is annotated as alpha-protein kinase 1. The coding region runs from base 146 to 3205 and encodes 1019 amino acids. The record is from RefSeq and is a predicted model, not a curated record. NCBI's taxonomy places the organism in Eukaryota, Metazoa, Arthropoda, Insecta, Hymenoptera, Formicidae. The transcript has 2 exons.